AUGUUCCAGAAUGUGGCCAAGAACGUUCCGGAGUAUGCGGUCGUCCAGUCGCCCACCUGGACGUGCCGCACAGUGGGGGUCCGGCAGCAGCACAGAGGAUGGGACAUGGGUGCAGUCUGUGAGGCUGCCUCGAGUCCCAGGGGUUACACAUGCAGUCCUUUGGGUGUGCGUGGGGUGGCCGUGUGCAACUUGGUCCUGGCCGCUGACCUGUGCUCCUGCCCCGUGACCAUGCCACCUGACCAGUGCUUCGCGGUGACACGACAGCGCUCUGCUGACCCGAGCUGGGGAAGGACUUGUGUGGAGAGAAGGGGGCAGCAGAGCGCGGCAGUGGCUGAGGUGACGGACGCCUUGGGAAAGCCGCGUCGCGGACGGAUGUCACCGUUCGUGUGCGCAGGGAACUGUUCCAUCGCCGCGUCAGAGCCUCAGAGCCCCCUCCUUUCAUCGACUGAACAGGACGGAUGUUUCCACUUCCCUCGGAUCGUUCACAGGACGCUGGCAGCCAUGUUGGGGGCCCUGGCGGCGCUGGCGGUGCUGGCCGUGAUGGGUGAUAGACCCAGCCUGGCCCGCGUGGUGGAGUGGAUCGAUUUCGAGACGCUGGCGCUGCUGUUCGGCAUGAUGGUCUUAGUAGCCAUAUUUUCAGAAACUGGAUUUUUCGAUUAUUGUGCUGUAAAGGCCUACAGGCUGUCCCGAGGGAGAGUGUGGGCCAUGACCAUCAUGCUGUGUCUCGUUGCCGCCACCCUCUCCGCCUUCCUGGACAACGUCACCACGUCGCUGCUCUUCACUCCUGUGACCAUAAGGUUAUGUGAGGUGCUCAACCUCGACCCGAGACACGUGCUGAUUGCAGAAGUGAUCUUCACCAACAUCGGGGGGGCCGCCACCGCCAUUGGGGACCCUCCGAACGUCAUCAUCGUUUCCAACCAGGAGCUGAGGGAGGCGGGCCUGGACUUCGCGAGCUUCACGGCGCACAUGUUCGUGGGCAUCUGCUUGGUGCUCCUGUUCUGCUUCCCGCUCCUCCGGCUCCUGUACUGGAACGAGAAGCUGUACAACAAGGAGCCCAGCGACAUCGUGGAGCUGAAGCACGAGAUCCACGUGUGGCGCCUGACCGCCCAGCGCAUCAGCCCGGCCAGCCGCGAGGAGACGGCCGUGCGGGGCCUGCUGCUGCAGAAGGUCCUGGCGCUGGAGCACCUGCUGGCCCGCAGGCUGCGCACCUUCCACAGACAGAUCUCGCGGGAGGACAAGAACUGGGAGACCAACAUCCAGGAGCUGCAGAGGAAGCACAGGGUCUCCGACGGCGUCCUCCUCGCCAAGUGCCUGCUGGUGCUGGGGCUCGUCAUCCUCAUGUUCUUCUUCAGCUCGUUCGUCCCCGGCGUUCAUCUCGGUCUCGGGUGGAUCGCUGUUCUGGGCGCCAUCUGGUUGCUGAUCUUGGCCGACAUCCAUGAGUUCGAGAUCGUUCUGCACCGAGUGGAGUGGGCGACGCUUCUGUUCUUCGCUGCGCUCUUCGUCCUGAUGGAGGCGCUGGCACACCUCCACCUGAUAGAGUACGUCGGAGAACAGACGACGUCGCUCAUAAAGAUGGUCCCUGAGGACCGGCGCCUGGCCGCCGCCAUCGUGCUGGUGCUCUGGGUGUCGGCCACCGCGUCGUCGCUGAUCGACAACAUCCCGUUCACAGCCACCAUGGUCCCCGUGCUGUUGAACCUGAGCCGAGACCCCGAGGUCAGCCUGCCUGCACCUCCGCUCAUGUACGCGCUGGCCUUCGGGGCCUGCCUGGGAGGCUGGGCUUUCCAAUGGUGGUCGUCUCCUGCACGGUUGGCAUGUGUUACCUCCUGGUCGUUCACGUCGUGAUGGGGUGGAGCUAAGACGUGUGUCGCGGAACAGCUGACGGGACCUGAGCAGCACCAGCCCUGGAUCUGACGCCCCCAGGGGCCCUCAGACGCAGAGGUGCGUCCCCUGGGGCCGCUUGGCCACCGAGCUCCCCCCUCCCCGCCCCUUUUCAGUUAAUGCUGGCCAGUCACGUCCCAUAGACACGUUACACAGGAACCUGCAAGGAAGUCGUACCCUGAGCGCGUACCCCAAAUAGUGUGUAAGGAAACAUUUUAUUAAAAACGAAGUGUCCCGAGGAGGAGACUCGGAAUGUUACCCUUCAUUCUCCAUCUGCCCUCAUCUGCGCGGAGCCAGGUGGACACGGGGACGCCACGCGGCUCCCCCCGGAGGCAGGUGGACGCGGGCGCGGCCAUGCUCCUCGGCCAGCAGGGGACCUGGAAUAACAAACGGGUUUAACCCAGGACGCUGCGUUCCUUUCCCGAUGCCAGCCCUCCUCCCGCCCUGCGGCCAGAGAGGCUUCACAGCUCUGCUCGCUCUUGCGUAGUCGACGUUCGCUCAGCCGGGGUCUUGGGCCCUUGUCACUGCCCGCCGCUCUGCGUCACCUGCGCGGCUGCCUCUGUGGGCGGUGCCUGCGGGAGUCUGCCCUGUCAGGUCCCCAAACGCCAGCCGCUGUUCAUCUUCAAGUGCAUGGGAGCUAAGUGCGCCAGGCGGCUGUGAGUUCAGGCAGGGAAAAUGGGUCACGUCCCAGCAGAAACACCAAGGGAAGGGGCCGCAGAAGAAGAGCCUGAGAAAGGAGGAAGGCGGCCGAGCCCCCAGGGAGGGGGACCCCGGUGCAGGGGACACCCCGGUCACAGCGGAAGGAGCUAAGUGGGGAGGACCCGGCCGGCCCAGGGAGGAAAAGCCCCCGCGUGAGUGGGCCUGGGGGAGGGCGAGUCCCCCCAGCCACCGAGAGCCCUCAUCCACGCCGCGUCAGACGGUCGGCUGGCAAGGUCAGUCACUGUGACGGGGACGGCACCCCCGGUCCGGGAGCUGUCUUGUUCCGGGGGAGCGGGAGCUGCGGGCGGGGUGACUUGCCGUGUGCGGACUGCUCUGCAGGACGGGGCGUCUGGUCGGUCUGACCGGAGGAGGCUUUGC
Pteropus alecto (black flying fox) is the source of this 2955-nucleotide messenger RNA. It is a transcript of the gene OCA2, whose product is annotated as OCA2 melanosomal transmembrane protein. Bases 1 to 1842 code for a protein of 613 amino acids. Gene Ontology annotation, cellular component: melanosome membrane. The record is from RefSeq and is a predicted model, not a curated record. Gene Ontology annotation, biological process: melanocyte differentiation; transmembrane transport; melanin biosynthetic process. The transcript is spliced from 18 exons. NCBI's taxonomy places the organism in Eukaryota, Metazoa, Chordata, Mammalia, Chiroptera, Pteropodidae.